Molecule: messenger RNA, 708 nt
Organism: Funneliformis mosseae
Lineage: Eukaryota; Fungi; Glomeromycota; Glomeromycetes; Glomerales; Glomeraceae
Source: the annotation of a GenBank genome assembly
AUGUAUAACACAACUUCAAAACCACCUGCUUUACUUACGGAUUCGUCCAUAACUGCAAUUACAACCGUAUUUAAACCUUCUACAAACAAUAAGAUUCCAUCAAUAACCCGUCCUAUUCCAAAACCAAAUGUAGAUAUUCUUCGGAAAUUAUUAGUUCACUCCGAUGGUCGCGAUAAAUUCUUAAAGAUUAUUCAGUAUUUUGGAAAAAUUAUUCUUUGGCUUCAUAUUAAUAAAAAGAAGACAAAAUAUCCUAAACUUUAUUCUCGUUUAAUUGCCAUGACAUCUCAAUUUUCUAAUACUCGUAAAAUAAUCCGAUUAGCACAUUUUCUUGAACCAUACGCAGAUUUUAAAGAGUACGUAGCAGGCGCUCGUAAUUUACCACACACCGCACUUCGUUAUGAACAUGCUGUUAAUACUUUGGGAUUUAUUAAUUCGAUUGUUGGCUUUUUUAAUGAUAUUUUUGAUGAUUUAUAUUGUCUUGGUAAAGUUGGUAUUUUAGAUAAAUCGGUAGCUAAAAGAUCAGAACCUAUUGCCCUUAAAUUAUGGUUUGUAAAUAUUAUCUUGGAUAUUCAUGAACUUAUAUUUAGAAUUUGUUUAGUUAAAUUUAUUAUGGAUUUUUGUUUCUGUGGAUAUGAUUUAUUUGGGUAUACAUUUUCUGAUGGUGUACAGGCUGUUUCAGGCUUUGUAGCAGGAAUUUUAAGUAAGUAA